AUGGUACAAAGGAAUGCCCCCCUUAAGGCCGUCCACUUCGGUGCCGGCAACAUCGGCCGUGGCUUCGUCGCCUGUUUCCUCCACAACUCCGGGUACGAGGUCAUCUUCGCUGAGGUCAACGAUACCACCGUCAACAAGCUCAACGCCCAGAAGAGCUACAAGGUGAUCGAGGUCGGUGCCGAUGGCACAUCAGAGUCCGUCAUCACCAACUACCGCGCCAUCAACUCGAGGUCACAUGAGGCCGAUCUCGUCAAGGAGAUCGCAACGGCGGACCUCGUCACCUGCUCUGUCGGCCCGCAUAUCCUCAAGUUCCUCGCUCCCGUCAUCGCCAAGGGUAUCGACGCCCGCUCAACAGACCUCACCCCCGUCGCCGUGAUUGCUUGUGAGAACGCCAUCGGUGCCACGGACACCCUCGCCGAGUUCAUCAAGGCUCCCGAAAACACCGACCCCAGCCGGCUCGAGGACUAUGACAAGCGGGCUCGCUUCGCCAACUCUGCCAUUGACCGCAUCGUGCCCGCGCAAGACCCCGACGCCGGGCUUGAUGUCCGCCUCGAGAAGUUCUACGAGUGGGUUGUUGAGAGCACUCCCUUCAAGGACCACGCCCCACCCGCCGUCAAGGGCAUCCACUGGGUCGACAACCUGCAGCCCUUCAUCGAGCGCAAGCUGUACACUGUCAACACCGGCCACGCCACGGCUGCUUACCACGGCUACAUCCGCCGGAAGAGCACCGUGUACGACGCGCUGCAGGACCGUGAGAUCCAGGAGGAGGUCAAGAAGGCUCUGUCCAACACCGCCAGCCUGAUCACCCAGAAGCACGGCAUCCCCGCCGACGAGCAGCAAGCCUACGUCGACAAGAUCGUCCGCCGCAUCAGCAACCCCCAUCUGGAGGACGCUGUCGAGCGUGUCGGCCGGGCGCCCCUGCGCAAGCUCAGCCGCAAGGAGCGCUUCAUCGGCCCCGCUGCCGAGCUCGCCGAGAACGGCAAGGACUGCGCCGCUCUCCUGGACGCUGCGGAGAUGGCUUUCCGCUUCCAGAAUGUUGAGGGCGACGACGAGUCGUUCAAGCUCGCGGAGAUCAUGGAGAAGAACGAGGCCGAGGAGGUCGUCAAGCAAGUCUGCGGCCUGCAGCCAAAGGAGAAGCUUUUCCCUGCGGUCGUCGACGUUGUCAAGCGCGUCCAGGCUGAUACCCAGUCGGAUUAA
Messenger RNA from Dichotomopilus funicola, 1197 nucleotides. RefSeq names its product mannitol-1-phosphate dehydrogenase. Gene Ontology annotation, cellular component: cytosol. The record is from RefSeq and is a predicted model, not a curated record. The transcript is spliced from 2 exons. Gene Ontology annotation, molecular function: mannitol-1-phosphate 5-dehydrogenase activity. NCBI's taxonomy places the organism in Eukaryota, Fungi, Ascomycota, Sordariomycetes, Sordariales, Chaetomiaceae. The coding region runs from base 1 to 1197 and encodes 398 amino acids. Gene Ontology annotation, biological process: mannitol catabolic process.